Molecule: messenger RNA, 503 nt
Organism: Lontra canadensis (Northern American river otter)
Lineage: Eukaryota; Metazoa; Chordata; Mammalia; Carnivora; Mustelidae
Product: UPF0235 protein C15orf40 homolog
Exons: 1
Coding region: 20-484 (154 amino acids)
Cellular component (GO): cytoplasm
Source: RefSeq, a predicted model, not a curated record
GCCCGGCUCCCCCGCGGGGAUGCUGCGGCUGGGCUGCGGGCCGGGGCCGCUAGUGUCGGGACGCGGGCUCCGAGCCUCUGCCCGGCUCUCCUUAAGCGCCGAGAUGCCCAAGAAAGCCGGUGCGACGAACAAGGGUAAGAGCCAGAGCAAGGAGCCAGAGAGACCACUUCCUCCCUUAGGUCCUGUGGCAGUUGAUCCUAAAGGUUGUGUCACCAUAGCCAUCCAUGCCAAACCCGGGUCCAAACAAAACGCUGUCACAGACGUGACAGCGGAAGCGGUGAGUGUGGCCAUAGCAGCGCCCCCGUCAGAAGGAGAGGCUAACGCCGAGCUCUGUCGGUACCUUUCCAAGGUCCUGGAGCUCAGGAAGAGUGACGUGGUUUUGGAUAAGGGUGGUAAAUCUCGUGAAAAAGUGGUGAAGCUGUUAGCAUCCACAACUGCAGAGGAGAUCUUGGAGAAAUUAAAGCAGCAAGUUGAAAAACAAUAAAAGCAAGUUAUGAGAAGUA